AUGUUCAAACUAUCGACAUAUCUUUGGUGCUGCUGUUUACGUGGAUGUCAUGUACCACGUGUUCGAGGCCAUCCACUAGCUGUUCUUCAUCAUUUAACUGAUUUUCCACCGAACGAAGACGCUGAUAUAGUUGUACCAUCCCAUCUUGACCAUCACUAUGGAAGCGGAACAGAAGAUGAUCCGUUUGUUAUCUAUCGUAACUCAAAUUUAAUUGGACAAACCGAUCUUCAACGUCUUCGGCUUGUGUGUAUAUCUGAUACGCAUAAUGAAAUUCAUCGAAUACAUAUUCCUGACGGUGAUGUUUUUAUUCAUUGUGGUGAUGCUGUUCGUUUUCGAACGUGUUCUCGAGAUAUAAGAGUAUUCAAUGACUUCGUUGGCACACUUCCUCAUAGACACAAGAUUUUUAUUAGUGGCAAUCAUUGCAUCUGUCUUGAUCCCGAACAUCCUGAACAAACUCAACAGAUUCUUAGUAACAUGACCUAUCUUCAAGAUCAACUUAUCGAUAUCAAAGGUGUACAGAUCUACGGUAGUCCUUGGCGACCUAAACGUGGAAUAAUUUACCCCGCUGAAGCGUUUGGUUACGAUCCCCAACUCAUACGAGAUGAUGUGUGGUCACACAUUCCUGAAGAUAUCGAUAUUCUUCUUACCCAUGGACCACCAUACAGCGUUCGUGACUAUCAUCCAUUAACAGCCGAGCGAAUUGGUUGUCCCGGUCUGUUAGAUGAAGUUGUUACUAGAGUUCGUCCUCGUAUACAUCUCUUUGGACACAUGCAUGAAUGUCAUGGUGCAAGUUUAUAUCGAAGCGAAGAUAAUCAAACUCUAGAAGGUGAAUAUUCUCACGACAAAUCCAAUGAAAUUCUUUUUGUUAAUCUCGCCAUACAUCAAGGCAAAACUUUAGGUGAAGCGGUAGUGAUUGAUUAUUAUUACUGA
Messenger RNA from Adineta ricciae, 930 nucleotides. The record is from the annotation of a GenBank genome assembly. NCBI's taxonomy places the organism in Eukaryota, Metazoa, Rotifera, Eurotatoria, Adinetida, Adinetidae.